UUUUUUUUUUUUUAUGAGUAAUGUGAUUAUAAUCAACAUUCUCGGUAUAACAUUGAAUGGAAUAAUUUCUCCUCAUCAGUCUUUCUCUGUGGCAGUUAAAUUUCAGAGUUUCAGUUUCCCCUCCAAUUGUCGUCAAAUUCUUUAUUAUUUCUGUGGAAGAAAAACCCUAACAGCCUCCAUUCAUCAUUAUCUCUCACACCCUCUCUUUCUCUCUGACAAAAUCACCCCUUCGAAGGUUGAAGUUGAAGUUCGUGCUCAUGUGUGGCGCUAAAUUGAUCCUAAACAACAAUGCUUUGAUCAAUCAAUCUGCCAAUCCUUCAAUCCCUCACUAAAGUUAACGCUAUGAGCGAUUCGCAGUCCUCCUCCUCCUCCUCCGACUCCGCCAUCGAUCAGAAUGUAAGGAGAAGUCAUAGAAGUGGCAGCGGUGGUCAAACUUUGGCUUCUGACUUACCAAGGCAUUGGCAUGAUGUUUUCUGGUUAGGGAUCUUCUUACUUCAUUUGAUCGGAUUAGGAUUUGGUCUUACAGUUGUUGGGCUCAAUAGGUUUAAGAAAUCAGAUAGGUUUAAUCUUGAUAGAUUUGCCACUGGUUCCGUGGGAAAUAAUAGGGGAUUGACUGAGGAUUAUUGGCCAAUGUAUGCUCUUGCUGGUGGAGUUGGAACUUUACUUGGGUGGACUUGGUUGUUGUUACUUGGUUCUCGUGCAAAUCAGAUGAUGAAGAUCUCAGUCCAUAUUUUGACUACUUAUCUUGCUGUGAUCAGUGUGUUGUGUUUCUGGUGUGAGCAGUUUUUCUGGGGUGUUGCAUUUGCGAUUGGUGCUGCAUUGCAAUUUUUGUAUGUCAUAUCUGUCAUAGACAGACUUCCAUUUACCAUGCUGGUGCUGCAAAAAGCUGUGAAGAUGGUAUGGAGUCUACCUGAAGUUAUGAGAGUUGCAUAUGCAUUCAUGCUAGUUAUGCUUUUAUGGAUGGGAAUAUGGUCUUUUGGAGCAGCUGGUGUUCUGGCUUCUAGGAUGGAGGAUGGUGUACGCUGGUGGCUUCUUGUGAUUCUCUCAGUAAGCUUAUUCUGGACGGGUGCAGUCCUCUGUAACACUGUACAUGUUAUAGUGUCUGGGAUGGUGUUCCUUGUUCUUAUUCAUGGUGGUCGAGAAGCAGCAUCAAUGCCUCCUAACCCAUUGAUUAAGUCUUUAAGGUAUGCUGUGACAACAUCUUUUGGCAGCAUUUGCUAUGGAUCACUGUUCACAGCUGCAAUUAGGACAUUGCGGUGGGAGAUCAGGGGAUUGCGGUCAAAGAUUGGCAGGAAUGAGUGCUUGCUUUGCUGUGUUGAUUUUAUGUUUCAUCUCGUGGAGACUCUUGUCCGGUUUUUUAACAAGUAUGCCUAUGUCCAGAUAGCUGUUUAUGGCAAAAGUUUUAACCAUUCAGCAAGGGAUGCCUGGGAAUUAUUCCAAUCAACUGGAGUUGAAGCACUUGUGGCUUAUGAUUGUUCAGGUGCUGUUCUAUUGAUGGGAGCAGUUUUGAGUGGGCUUAUCACUGGAACUUGCUCAGGUGUUUGGACUCAUAUUAAAUGGAGUGACAGAGUAAUCAUGAUAGGAUCCACUGCAAUGUUGAUGGGAAUGGUGUUGGUUGGAUUAGCCAUGGUUGUGGUUGAGAGUGCUGUUACAUCCAUAUAUAUCUGCUUUGCAGAAGACCCCUUGUUGAUUCACAGAUGGGAUGCUGAAUUCUUCAACCAGUUGUCUGAGACACUGCACCAGCGUUUACAACAUAGGAGUGACCGAGCAAGGGAAGUAUUGACUCACAAUGGAUUUGAUAUUCACAUACAAGAAACUAUCCCUGUCUGAUUACUCAUCUUUAUUUUUUGAUCCAAGUAAGUCAAUCUUAUAUUUAGUUUGGAAUAUUUGUGAACUGCGGUACAUAGAAAUGAAAAUUAUUGAUAGUCAAUAAGGUUGGAAUGAUGUGUUUUUGGAACUGUCAUGUUAAGCAAAUUUAGAUAGCCGAUUGGUUUCAAAAUUGUUUCGAGUCGAUGAAUAUUAUUAGUUCAAAUUGCAGGCUCUUUUGUUGAAUGUCUUUUUCAUUUCAUCGAUUACAAACAAAUCUUAUUAUAUUAUCUGGUCUUUUUUCCCCUCAA
Molecule: messenger RNA, 2117 nt
Organism: Hevea brasiliensis (rubber tree)
Lineage: Eukaryota; Viridiplantae; Streptophyta; Magnoliopsida; Malpighiales; Euphorbiaceae
Exons: 7
Coding region: 343-1830 (495 amino acids)
Biological process (GO): transmembrane transport
Cellular component (GO): membrane
Molecular function (GO): transmembrane transporter activity
Source: RefSeq, a predicted model, not a curated record